AUGGCCGACGAACAACACCUAUUCACCUGCCUAUCAUGCUCGAUCGCAUUCCAUACCGCAGAGGAACAGCGUCUGCAUUACCGCUCAGACCACCAUCGCUAUAACAUGAAGCGCAGAGUGGCAUCGCUUCCUCCCGUCAGCGUCGAGACUUUCAAUCAGAAGGUUUUGGAGCGGAGGCAGGAGACGGCGGUGAUGCUCUCGCCGAAGGGAGAGACUUGUGACAUAUGCAAUAAAUCAUACACUACGGAAAAUGCGUAUCGAUCGCAUAUGGCUUCUAAGAAACAUAGAGACAACGAGCUCAAAGCUGCCAUCCGUCUCUCAAAGCAAGUCGACGAGCCAGAGGUCGAAACCGACGAGCCCGCCACAGUCGCAGAAACUGACGCCACAAUGGACUCCGCAGAACCCGCCGCAUCUAUCGCACUCGAACCUAUCGCUGAAUCUGCUCCUGCUACAGGUGUCGCUAUGCAGGUCGAUGCCGAGGCGGACGACGAAGAGAUCAACCAAACAAUAGACCAAAAGAUCGCUUCCGCCCGCUCGCGCCUCUCCCCAGCCCACUGCCUCUUCUGUACCACCGUCUCCCCCUCGCUCCCCGAAAACCUCACGCAUAUGUCCAUCGCGCACUCCUUCUUCGUCCCCGAAGCGGACUACCUCGUCGAUCUGACCGGCCUCAUCACCUACCUCGGCGAAAAGAUCGCGGUAGGAAACGUUUGCAUCUAUUGUAAUGGGAAGGGGAGAGAGUUCAGGACGGUGGAGGCGGUGAGGAAACAUAUGGUGGAUAAGAGCCAUUGUAAGAUCGCUUAUGAGGCGGAGAAGGAUAGGCUUGAGGUUUCGGAUUAUUAUGAUUUCGAGGCGAGUUAUCCGGAUGCGGAGGAGAGGAAGCAGAGGAGGGCGGAGAGGGCUGCGAAGAAGGAAGAAAGGAGGGCAGAGAGGGAGGCGAAGAGGGUGCAGGAGGAGAAGGAAGCUGGGUGGGAGGACGACGAGGAGAUUGAGGAAGGGAUGGAGGUCGAUGAGGUUGUGGAUGAGGAAGUGUCGGAGAAUGAUGAAGACGGCGAUGAGGAUACGGAGUCUGAGCUCUCCGAAGAGGAAGGGAAUCAGAUCACGUAUGGAGACUCGCACCUCGAGCUCGUACUCCCCUCCGGCGCACGUAUAGGCCACCGAUCGAUGCGUCGCUACUAUUCUCAGUCCUUCAGGCCCACAGCACCGAGGAUGCGCAACGGCAAGCCAGAGGACCCGAACUCGGGUGCGGCACUGGUCAGGAAGCUGUUGGCGGACAAGAACUCGGCGUUGGUGCCGUUGAAAGGAGGGUUUGGUGCGUUUGGCAGCGGGACUGAGGUAGUGAAGGCGAGGAAUAAGGGUGAGGCGAAGGAGGCUGGGAGACAUGUCAGAGAGUUUAGGGAUAUGAAGAGGAGGGAGAACUUCAAGACGAAGGUUGGAUUCAGGCACAACAGCCAGAAACAUUUCAGGGACCCGUUGCUCCAGGUAUGUUUUUUGUGGUUCUACUCCGUGGCACAAGUCGCUGAUAUCUUCUUGUCUAGUGAUUGGCACACUGUCGGAUCAUCAUGUCGUCUGCUUGCAUUUCCACACGCUUGUAUCCUUUUCGAGUAUUUGUAG
Molecule: messenger RNA, 1611 nt
Organism: Stereum hirsutum FP-91666 SS1
Lineage: Eukaryota; Fungi; Basidiomycota; Agaricomycetes; Russulales; Stereaceae
Exons: 3
Coding region: 1-1611 (536 amino acids)
Biological process (GO): ribosomal large subunit biogenesis
Cellular component (GO): preribosome, large subunit precursor
Molecular function (GO): nucleic acid binding; zinc ion binding
Source: RefSeq, a predicted model, not a curated record